This is a messenger RNA of Hyaena hyaena (striped hyena), 3628 nucleotides long. It is a transcript of the gene DDX18, whose product is annotated as DEAD-box helicase 18. The coding region runs from base 60 to 2075 and encodes 671 amino acids. The transcript has 14 exons. Gene Ontology annotation, biological process: maturation of LSU-rRNA from tricistronic rRNA transcript (SSU-rRNA, 5.8S rRNA, LSU-rRNA). Gene Ontology annotation, molecular function: RNA helicase activity; nucleic acid binding; ATP binding. Gene Ontology annotation, cellular component: nucleolus. The record is from RefSeq and is a predicted model, not a curated record. NCBI's taxonomy places the organism in Eukaryota, Metazoa, Chordata, Mammalia, Carnivora, Hyaenidae.
GUAACGUCAAACCGGGUAGCGGAGUGGUGGCGCCGUAGUGGUGGCGCUUCACCGACAACAUGUCGCAUCUACCCAUGAAACUCCUGCGCAAGAAGAUCGAGAAACGGAACCUAAAAUUGCGCCAGCGAAAUUUAAAGCUCCAGGGGGCUUGGGAUGUGAGCCUCUCAGAAACACAGAAUGGAGCCUACGAGAAACUGCCCGAAGAAACCGUGAGAAGUGGGAAGGUUAAAAAAUCUAAACAGUCUGUGAAUGUGGACUCGUCAGAAUCCCAGAACGGAGAGAUGGCUAAAGAAACCGUGGAAAAUGUGCAAGUGAAAAAAAAGAAAAAGAAACCUACCAUAAUAAUCAACGGAGAAGCAGCAACACCACCCCCCAAUUCAGAAUCCAAAAAAAAGAAGAAGAAAAAGAGGAAAAUGGUGGGUGACGUUGGGCCUGACCCCAAAAAAGCAAAAAGCGAAGACAACGGGGAGUCUGAAGAAGGCGCGCGAGCGCCAGGAGAGCCAGAAACCCGUGCGGAGGAGCCUGAUGAUCAGGAGGAAGGCGGCGAGGUGCCCAGCCUGCCCCUGGGACUGACAGGAGCUUUUGAGGACACUUCAUUUGCUUCUCUUACUGAUCUUGUCAAUGAGAACACUCUAAGGGCAAUAAAAGAAAUGGGUUUUACAAACAUGACUGAAAUUCAGCAUAAAAGUAUCAGACCACUUCUGGAAGGCAGGGAUCUUCUGGCAGCUGCGAAAACAGGCAGUGGUAAAACUCUGGCAUUUCUCAUUCCUGCGGUUGAACUCAUUGUUAAGUUAAAGUUCAUGCCUAGGAACGGAACAGGAGUCCUUAUUCUCUCACCUACCAGGGAGCUGGCCAUGCAGACCUUCGGUGUCCUUAAGGAGCUAAUGACGCACCACGUUCACACGUACGGGUUAAUCAUGGGUGGCAGCAACCGAUCCGCUGAAGCACAGAAACUUGGAAACGGGAUCAACAUCAUUGUGGCCACACCAGGCCGUCUCCUGGACCACAUGCAGAAUACCCCCGGGUUUAUGUAUAAAAAUCUCCAGUGUCUGGUGAUUGAUGAGGCUGAUCGUAUCUUGGAUGUUGGGUUUGAAGAGGAAUUAAAACAAAUUAUUAAACUUCUGCCAACGCGCAGGCAGACCAUGCUCUUUUCCGCCACACAAACUCGGAAAGUUGAAGACUUGGCGAGGAUUUCUCUGAAAAAGGAGCCGUUGUAUGUUGGUGUGGACGAUGAUAAAGCUAAUGCGACAGUGGAUGGUCUUGAGCAGGGGUAUGUUAUCUGUCCCUCCGAAAAGAGAUUCCUCCUCCUCUUUACAUUCCUUAAGAAGAACCGGAAGAAGAAACUGAUGGUCUUCUUCUCAUCCUGUAUGUCCGUGAAGUACCACUAUGAGUUGCUGAACUACAUCGAUUUGCCUGUCUUGGCCAUUCAUGGAAGGCAGAAGCAAAAUAAGCGUACGACCACAUUCUUCCAGUUCUGCAAUGCGGAUUCGGGGAUACUGCUGUGUACGGAUGUGGCGGCCAGAGGGCUGGAUAUUCCCGAGGUCGACUGGAUUGUGCAGUAUGACCCCCCAGACGACCCCAAGGAGUACAUUCAUCGUGUGGGAAGAACAGCCAGAGGCCUGAACGGAAGAGGGCACGCCUUGCUCAUUUUGCGCCCUGAGGAACUGGGUUUCCUUCGUUACUUGAGGCAAUCCAAGGUCCCAUUAAGUGAAUUUGAGUUUUCCUGGUCCAAAAUUUCUGACAUCCAGUCUCAGCUUGAAAAAUUGAUUGAAAAGAACUACUUCCUUCAUAAGUCAGCCCAGGAAGCAUAUAAGUCCUACAUUCGAGCAUAUGAUUCUCAUUCUCUGAAACAGAUCUUUAACGUUAAUAACUUAAAUUUGCCUCAAGUUGCUCUGUCAUUUGGCUUCAAGGUGCCUCCUUUUGUUGAUCUGAACGUGAACAGCAAUGACGGCAAGCUUAAAAAGAGAGGAGGUGGCGGCGGAUUCGGCUUCCAGAAAGCCAGGAAAGUCGAGAAGUCCAGAAUCUUCAAACACAUUAGCAAGAAGUCAUCCGACGGCCGGCAGUUCUCCCACUGAAGACCCGCCUUCCGUUCCUACUGACUAGCUUUGUCCUGAAAUGGACUUUCCCCUUUUCUCCAACAGAGGAAUUUUUGUGGCUUCAGGAUUGGGACUGAUUGAACAGGAAUAUAGACUGAUUUGGGUUGUAAGCACUGAACACUGAUCACUUCCAGGAAAUACCUCUCUUUACCUGGGGAUAUAAAAAACAGUUAAUUUUUUUUAGGUUGCUCAAGGGCAAAACAAAGGAUCUUGUGGAUAGAACAUUUUAAUUCUUUUUCCUCCAAAUCUGUCAUUGUUUUAAUGUAAUUCUUUUUGUACCUUUUCCUCCCCGGUGGCUGAAGAUCUUUGCCGCACGGAUUUCUGUCCCAACCUGCUGUAAGAGGCGGUGAGCUGAUACUCUGAACCCGGUGCUCGUGGUAGUGAUGCAGAAAAUUGUCUCCGUUUAUUUGGUUUUGUUUUUGGUUGUUUCUUGGACCUUAACCACAGUUCUUGACCUCCCUGAAAACGCUGCUGUGUCUAGGAAGCACAGAGCACAGAGGUGACAUUGAUUUUUAUACAGGCCAGCUUUUAAAACAGUGAGCCCUUCCCGUUCUUAAGAGUGAGAAAUGUGGGCUAGUUGUCAUUGUUACUUGAAUAAAGUGCCCUCUGCACUCCCAGCAUUUGUUGGGAGCAGUGGGAAACAGACUUUUGAGCCUCAUUUACACCAAUACAGGUGUUAUUUGAUAACUUUGCAAAAAACCUUUCCGGAAAAGGCAUAGAGCGGUGACACGCUCGUUCAGCUUUGCUUCAGGGGGUUUGGAUUUUGGUGAACCCUUCCAUCCCUGCAGGGUACCAAGGAGGCAAAGCAUCUUUUUGAGAAAAAUUGCGCCUUUCAGAUCCAUGAAACAAAGAUUUCUGAGGCAGCUUGGACAUGAACAGAGGUCAGGGCAGCACAGAUGGGUUUAGUCAGGUGGGGUUUUGCUGUAGGAGCUCUUGAUUUCCAGCAAGUUUCCUGGGUCUUGCUUUCUUUCCAGUGCAUUUUGGAACUAUACAGUGGUUAUUGGAUUUUUACCAGUUUGAAACAAAAGUUGUUUAGCAUCAUUGUGCCAGGCAACGGCAGUAGACUCCUGUUAAAAUAAGCACAGUUGACAACAUCAAAUGUGGAGGAAACCGCCUGAUAAAAGUAGCAUCCCUGGAGUUGGAAAAAAAAAAAGAAGAAGAAGAAUGAUAUUCUGCAUCUGGACUCGACCACUGUCCCCUGUCUCCUGGCUGGAGCUGUCCUGGGGUUCAGGCCCUGACCAGCGGACUCUGGCUCUUAAUAACUGUUCCUCUAAGACAUCUGGUAGCUUGUUUUUCCUGUGUCAGAAGAAAUCCUGUCUCAAAAAAUACACGGAAACAAAGAGAAGAACAUUUAACCCUCAGCAGGAGUAAAUACUGACAAUAUUUUAGUACGUACUCAUCCAGUGUUUUGUAUGCAUACUUUUAAAUUUUUUUAUCAGAAGUGAAGCCCUCCUCUCUUCCCCCCAGCGUGUUACCAGCUUGUUUCAUAACGUGCUAUUUUCCCAUCAUUAAAUAAUUACGUCAGUUUUGUA